GGCUCAAAGCGAGCACAUAUUUUGCUAUGAUCAACAAUUGAAGCCCAACCCAGAGUGGACUUAACAUCCCAAUACCCACCCACCUAUAAGAUCAUUAGGGUUUUCCACCUCGAUUCAUCGUCUCUCUGAAAGUUUGCAAGCAGCAGCCGCUUAUACGCAGAUGGAGUCUCAAAUCAAACACGCAGUGGUGGUGAAAGUGAUGGGGAGAACUGGAUCGAGAGGUCAAGUGACGCAAGUGAGAGUGAAGUUUCUCGAUGAUCAAAACCGUUUCAUCAUGCGAAAUGUUAAGGGUCCUGUUAGAGAAGGUGAUGUUCUUACUUUGCUCGAGUCCGAGAGAGAGGCCAGAAGGUUGCGAUGAUUUCACCUAUUUAGUAUUAUGUUCUUUAAGAUUUCAUCUGUUUGAAUUUUAUUGAUCAAAUGUUAAAAAGAGUAUGCUGAACCCGGUUUUAUUUGAAUUUUAUUGUUUCAGUCUUAUUA
Helianthus annuus (common sunflower) is the source of this 477-nucleotide messenger RNA. Its product is annotated as 40S ribosomal protein S28-2. The coding region runs from base 161 to 358 and encodes 65 amino acids. The transcript has 2 exons. The record is from RefSeq and is a predicted model, not a curated record. Gene Ontology annotation, biological process: translation; maturation of SSU-rRNA; ribosomal small subunit assembly. Gene Ontology annotation, cellular component: cytosolic small ribosomal subunit; ribosome. NCBI's taxonomy places the organism in Eukaryota, Viridiplantae, Streptophyta, Magnoliopsida, Asterales, Asteraceae. Gene Ontology annotation, molecular function: structural constituent of ribosome.